AUGCAACUCCGAUAUCAGUUACAAACCGCGAAGAAAGGAUCACUCUCAGUUGCAGAUUAUUUCAACCGAGUGAAGGGAAUCACCGACUCCCUUGCCGCUGCAUCACACCCGGUCCCUGACAAUGAUCUAAUCCUAUAUAUUCUUGGUGGUCUUGGCCCUGGAUAUGAGCCUUUUGUCACUGCCAUCACCACUCGAGCAGAUCCCAUCUCAUCUGAGGAUCUACACAGCCUCUUGCUCAGCCAUGAGCUUCAUCUCGACCAAUUCAAGACAGUGACUAAACCAUCUUCGAUGGCAUUUCUCACCACCAACACAGGACAUCCAUCUUCAUUUAAAAGUCAGUCCUCUACAACUACCACCCGCACUAAUGAUGCCAAGUCCUUUGAAAUGCCUUAUCGAGGACGCGGACGUGGUCGAGGACGCAAUCAGAUGCAAGGUCGUCGUAACAAUGGCCAGAAUGAAGGAUGGCCUAUAUGUCAAAUCUGUUCUAAUGCAGGUCAUGUAUCUCUGGACUACUACAACAGGUUAAACCUGGCUUACCAAAGCCGCCAGCCCUCAAAGCAACUUGCAGCUUACAAUGCAGAAACCGCAACCUAG
Molecule: messenger RNA, 594 nt
Organism: Telopea speciosissima
Lineage: Eukaryota; Viridiplantae; Streptophyta; Magnoliopsida; Proteales; Proteaceae
Exons: 1
Coding region: 1-594 (197 amino acids)
Source: RefSeq, a predicted model, not a curated record